GGAUGGCUCGGAAAUUUAUUUUGUGUUGUUAAUUCCACAACUUAUUGCCAAUCCCAAAAGACGUGUAGUGCCCGAUUCUGCCCUCAAAACUCCGCGUCAUCUGCGCCCAUUGAAAAUGUGCAUUGUGCGGCGAUAAUAAUCUAGUGGCGAGCGUUCGUGUAUCACGGCUAAAUUUGUUCAGCUGAACAAAACCCCGUCCCGUAUGUGCUGACGUCGAAGUUUCGCAACGCGUUUGUUGUGUGCACGAAGGCCACGCAGUUUAAAGCUUUUGUGUUAGCGUUCUUUUUUGUCGUUUGUGCCCAGGAUUGCCAGCCAAAAAACGCGUGUCGUCAUCUUCCCAAAUGGUUGGCAUUCGACGGCAGCAGCAGCACCAACCACGUAAACUGCCACUGCCCACAACACAUCGAAUGCCGUCGUGCGUCGCGCAGAAGGUUGGAUAGCGCGGAAAGAAUAGGGGAUUAGGUGGACGCACGUCCAACCAGCCUCAUCGUAAAAACAUAGUGUACCGUGCCUUUGCUGUGAUCUUCUCUUCCGUUAUUCCGAAGUGUUAAAGCUAUUUCGUGAAUAGGAAAAUCGUGCACCACCCCUAUGUAGUUAUCAUACUCGCCUUGCUUGCCCUGUUGUUUAGGGGCCCAAGUCUCCAAGUGUUUUGUCUCGAAAGUGAAAUCAGUGAUAAAAUUUAUGCAUGUCGCACCCGACUUAAGCCACAGCGGAAGCGUUGCGAUCUAAAAUAUACGAGCCAUAGCAACAACAGCGUUCUUCCACACGCGUGUUCCCUCACUUAGGUGCGCUGCACAUACCCGGGUAUUCAAUGAAUAGUUCCGCCGUGAUCCUGGGGCAAACGGCUGACCCAGGAACGGGCCUGACCGGGGAGGGUAAUACCGAAUGGCAGACGUUACACUGCAGCAAAGAUGCGCUGACGGAUUUGUUCGGCUGGUUCCUGCAGGGCAUACUGGCCACUCUCGCCUUUACCUGCCUUAUCGCAAAACGUUUCUGCGAACCUCAGUACAAUCGACGCUCAUGGGAGACCUGGUGGUACGACACAUCCAAGCAGGGUAUCGGUGCCUUGGUGAUCCAUAUGGCCAACGUUUACUUGGCCCCAUUAUUUCAAGGAGAUCCCUGUACCUGGUACAUUAUUAACUUCCUGUUAGACUCCACGAUCGGGUUGUUCAUUAUUUACAUCGGCAUUAAAACCUGUCAGUAUUUGGCGCGGAAAAAGAAAUGGGAUGCCAUCAAUUUCGGGGAAUAUGGUGCCCCAAAAUCUUGGUUUUAUCAAACGUGUAUCUACGUGUGCCUGAUGGUGGUCGUUAAGCUCAUAACGACCCUAAUCAUUCAGUUCGACGUUUGGGACAACGUAAAAAACUUUGUUUUAUCACCGUUCAAAGAUCCACGGAUAGAGCUGGCCGUCGUGAUGCUUGUCAUACCGUUCUUUGUCAAUAUUCUUAUCUUUUGGGUAACAGAUAACUUCCUGAUGAGACACACGCGCAAAAAGCGCAACACAGCGGCCAGCAGCUCCCAUCACGCUCAUGGUCGCGAGCACAGUUUGCUGCAAAAAGUAAAAUACAAAAUGAUACACAAAACCAAACCAAAUGACUCAGAAUCUGAUACUCUUUUAUCAGGCGAUGAAGAAAUUUUAAGCUUCAGUCCGCCCAACGGAGGUGGCGGUAGUGGUGGUGGUGGUGGACAUGGUAUUGCCAGUAACCGGUCGGUAAUGGGACGCCACUAUCACCACACGCACCCGACUCCUUUCCACCAUCAUCAACAUCAUCACGCAUAUCUGCAGACGACGUCGAUCGCGGACGGAUCGUCCACGAUGCAGCCCACGAUGGGUGGCGGAAGUGGUGGAGGAUCUUCCUCCCUGCUAACCCCACUCGAUAUGGACACGGCAAUUAUACUGACCUCCACGCGGACAUCACCCGGUCCCACCAACCGGCAAAGCACAGUACAGCAGCGCACCAGUGUCAUUAACAUUUAAGAAUGUAACCCCUAUAUCCACAUAUCGUUCCGUGUACUAAUACAAAGGUAGCAAUAUGUUUUCAACGAACCGUAGAAUAUGGUAAAAGGACAAUUGGUCACAAUGAACACUGUUCCAUAAAAACCUUUUCAAUCACGUCAUUACUAGGAAGAUUGCCACAUUAGGACCAUCUUUCCGUGUUCCAACAUAACGUACCUUGAAGCAACGCAUUCAAACUAGAAAGUCUGAACAAUUAACAUAAAUGAAAUCCCCAACUGAAGGCAUCCCAAAGAAGCCAGCAGAUCAGCAGUGGUUUAAUGUUACUGAAUCAAGAAGGUGCAAUGGAAAUGAUUUGAGAUUUGUGCGAACGGUGUUUGGUGCAGUUCGGAACUGUCGCUACGUUCGGCUGUUGUUGAUUGUUGUUUACCGAUUGAUAGGACAGAUGAGGAUCCUGCAGAUAGCAGAUGCUUUGUUGAUCCAGCCAGAAAUGCACGCAUAUCCAGGCUGAGCGUGGAGAAAAUUGUGAUAAAGAGUGUGAGGAACACAAGUUUCGCAAACUCGUCCAACCGCCUUUGCAGCAAACGGAACUGGGGGUUUUAAAGGAACUGCCAGUGAACCUGUGCCAGCAGUGUGUGAUGUGCGCGUUGAGAAGGUUUCGUAGAAGCGUAAAACGAUUUGCUCACAUGAUAUUCGGUGGAGGAGAAAUCUGUACUAUAGCCUAAGUCACUGUGCUGAUAACGAAGUGUCCAGAGGGAUAGAGAGAAUCAGUUUAAAUGCUUCCAUUUCGAAAGAAGAUAAAAAAAAGCAACGUAAACCUCCGACGAGAACUGAAAAAAGACAUGAAACGUAUUGUAGUGAGUUGAUGCAGACGAUAAAAUGUUGUGAUGACUACACAAUUGGUAAUGAAUGAAACAAGAAAGAGGCACGCAAUGAAAGAAGCUAGCGAUGGAACAGAAAGCGAUAAAAUGCAGAAAAAAAAUUCGUCUACGUCUUUUAAAGAUUUAAGUACGCCACAAUGAGAAGUAGCGAGCAAUAGGAGCAGAAAAUGAAGGAAACGAAAUAUGGCCAGAAGGUCGAGAAGAACUUACUGUUAGAACUGAGAGGCAGCAGCAGUGCAGUUGCGUUUUAUCUUAGCUGUCCCUGCUGGUCAUUAAAAUAUAUAUAUAUACAUAUAUACAUAUACACACACGCGCGCGCUACUAUUAAUGUUCUAUUUUAUACAUAAUUAUACAACGAGUAGCAAUUAAGGUGAAAGUGGGCGAAAACUAUAGGCGCUACAAAUUAUGUAUACAAUCAGGAAUCGAAACAAAAAAAUGGCAACGAAUUGGAACGGAAAGGCAUAAUGUUUCGCGUGUGUAUUCUCUUCUCAACCACGAGAUGACACGUCUUCUACCCGCAGUGGAUGGAGUGGAUGGAAAAUAAAGGAAGCUAGUGAAUUU
Molecule: messenger RNA, 3393 nt
Organism: Anopheles moucheti
Lineage: Eukaryota; Metazoa; Arthropoda; Insecta; Diptera; Culicidae
Product: store-operated calcium entry regulator STIMATE-like
Exons: 6
Coding region: 812-1975 (387 amino acids)
Cellular component (GO): membrane
Source: RefSeq, a predicted model, not a curated record